This is a messenger RNA of Miscanthus lutarioriparius, 789 nucleotides long. The record is from the annotation of a GenBank genome assembly. NCBI's taxonomy places the organism in Eukaryota, Viridiplantae, Streptophyta, Magnoliopsida, Poales, Poaceae.
AUGGCGCAGGAGGCUGCACCGGCGAGGCCUGCGGGCCCCACCAGGCUUGUCUACUUCGAUGAUAUGGGAGCGCUCCGCUACUCCGCCACCGUCCUCUCCGUCCACCUGGAGGACGGCGGCCGGGUAGCGGUGGUGCUGGACGCCACAGUCUUCCACCCGCAGGGCGGCGGCCAACCGGCGGACACGGGCGUCAUCUCCGCUGGCGGAGCCAGGUUUCUCGUCGAGGAUGUGCGGGCGAAGGACGGAGUGGUUUUCCACUAUGGAAGAUUUGAGGGCACGGAACAAGGAUGUGGGAUUGGAUUUAAAGAGGAGGAAACCGUUAGCUUGGAGGUCGACGCAGAACGGCGCAGCUUUAAUUCAAGGCUUCAUUCUGCUGGGCAUUUGUUGGACAUCUGUGUCCACAAUGUAGGCCUCUUUCAUCUGCAACCUGGGAAAGGCUACCAUUUUCCUGAUGGAGCGUUUGUUGAGUAUAAGGGAGUAAUUCCUCCAGAUCAAAUACAGGUUAAGAAAAAUGAACUGGAAAGGGAAGCCAAUAGGCUAAUUUCAGAAGGAGCGAAGGUCUUAGCUUCUGUUUUUCCUUAUGAGGAGGCAGCGAUAUUAUGCGGAGGUUCUCUGCCUAGCUACAUUUCAAAGGAUAGCACUCCUCGCAUUGUGAAGUUCGGGGAUAAUCCUGGUGGUCCUUGCGGUGGUACUCAUGUUGCUGACAUUUCAAUCAUCAAUAGCCUAAAGGUAACAAACAUAAGAGUCAAGAAAGGCCUCACUAAAGUCUCAUACAGCAUCAGCCCAUGA